Messenger RNA from Asparagus officinalis (garden asparagus), 588 nucleotides. RefSeq names its product farnesyl pyrophosphate synthase 1-like. Gene Ontology annotation, biological process: trans, trans-farnesyl diphosphate biosynthetic process. The coding region runs from base 40 to 588 and encodes 182 amino acids. Gene Ontology annotation, molecular function: (2E,6E)-farnesyl diphosphate synthase activity; dimethylallyltranstransferase activity. Gene Ontology annotation, cellular component: cytoplasm. The record is from RefSeq and is a predicted model, not a curated record. Lineage: Eukaryota; Viridiplantae; Streptophyta; Magnoliopsida; Asparagales; Asparagaceae. The transcript has 4 exons.
CAUUUAGCACUUUACAAAUUUGCCCCCUCAGCGGUGGGGAUGCCGUUGCUUACCCCACAUCACCCUGUCGGGUCCUCUCUCAAUCUGUAUCGAGGCUCGAUACCUGAAUCCUGUCCACUUGACUGGCAAUGGGAUCAAACAAUAAUCAUAUAUAAGAGACGAGAUCUGAGAUUUCAUCCCCUCACUCGCUACUCUCUCCCUCUCUAUCGGGAUCCAUCAAUGGCGGAUUCGAACGGGAGCGCGGUCGAUACCAAGUCGAGGUUCGUCGAGAUAUACGCCCGCCUCAAAUCGGAGAUCCUCGAGGAUCCCGCCUUGGAUUACACCGACGACUCCCGCCAAUGGAUCGAUCGGAUGCUGGACUAUAAUGUACCUGGAGGAAAGCUAAACCGUGGUAUCUCUGUCGUUGAUAGCUACAAAUUGUUGAAAGAAGGAAGCCAACUCACUGACGAUGAAUUCUUUCUUUCAAGUGUCCUUGGUUGGUGCAUUGAAUGGUUGCAAGCAUACUUUCUCGUAGUCGAUGAUAUCAUGGAUAAUUCCCACACAAGGAGAGGCCAGCCUUGUUGGUUCAGACUUCCUAAGGUUGGCUAG